AUAAAAUACAUAAUACAUAAUAUUUGCAUUCCUGUAAAACAUUUCGCAUAAAUCACCUGUUGGAUUUUACACGCCCACGUUUAUCCUGAUCCUUUUUAUCGUGAGAAAUAAUUCUGUCUCUGUUAAGUUGGAUCACGAUAGUAUAAGCAUGCGGUAAUACUCACUAAUUACAUGUAACGUUGUUUAAUAAAUGUUAAGUACAACAGUUUUGUAGCAAAUGUAAUCCAGGCAGUAUUUGGACACCCUCAGCGCGCAGGACCUCUUCAGUCCACUAUGGCGGCGCCCGGUGGAGUUCUGAACUGUGAGGACUUUUCAAUGUUUCAGGAAGUAUUAAAAGUGAUGCGCACCAUAGAUGACAGAAUUGUCCAUGCCCUCAAUACCACUGUGCCCACUGCAUCCUUUUCAGGCAAAGUGGAUGCCACACAGACCUGCAAAGAACUUUAUGAAUCUCUCAUGGAAGCUCAUCUUUCCAGAGAUAAGGCAAUAAAAGCAUGUAUUACAGAGAGCUCUGCUUUCGUUGGGCAGUUACGUGAAGAGAGGGCAAAAGAUAGCGACAACUUGUCAGUUAUCAAGCAACUCAGGAAAGAGCAAACUAAGUUAAAACUCAUGCAGUCGGAGUUAAAUGUUGAAGAAGUGGUCAAUGACCGGAGUCUGAAGGUUUUCAACGAAAGGUGCCGAAUUCACUACACCCCUCCCAAGAUCAAGUGAAUAAUACUUCCGUUGUCAAUGUAAACCACACAGUUAUUCUGAG
Messenger RNA from Sinocyclocheilus anshuiensis, 751 nucleotides. Its product is annotated as coiled-coil domain-containing protein 58. The record is from RefSeq and is a predicted model, not a curated record. Lineage: Eukaryota; Metazoa; Chordata; Actinopteri; Cypriniformes; Cyprinidae. Gene Ontology annotation, cellular component: mitochondrion; mitochondrial intermembrane space. The transcript has 5 exons. Bases 274 to 708 code for a protein of 144 amino acids.